GAUCUUCGCACACGCCAGAGAAAGGCUUCGUAUUUAGUCAUUACUCGAAUGUUAACAUUGAAUAUUGAAUAUCUAACAUGUUCAAAGUAGUAGCGAGGAUUGUAACUGUUCUCGCCAUCGUAGUUGGAUGUGUAGGUUUAGACCCGACAUGUUUUCCUGGGUGCACGUACACAAAUCAGUGGACAGAUUGCGUCCCGUUCCGUAAGUCACACGGUUUGGGUUUGCGUUUGCAAGGUACUUGUAUGUUAUGCACUGCGCAGCUACAGCAACAACCCGCGCGUUUUGUGCAGAACUCCUCCGAGCCAACUUCUCUAUGCCUUCCGGAUAAAGAUAAUGUGGCAGUUAGGGGUGUUAAGCUUGGGGUACUCUCAGUUCAGAAACUACUGCCUCCUCAGAAGUCUUCAGUUAAUAUCAGUACGGGUAUUCUCGCUUUGGUGGAAUGUGGAAUCACAGAUUUAGAACAGGGCACUGUGGCCGCCUUUCCUGUCUUGAAAUCCUUGCAGCUUGAUUCCAACAACUUGACUCACGUCAAGCGAGCCUGGUUCGACGGUUUGAAAUCUCCAAAGUUGAUGUGGACCCUGUCAUUUUCCCACAAUAACAUAAGUAUCAUAGAUCCAACAUGCUUCCAGAACCUUACUGCCCUCACAACAUUGCUACUCGACAACAACGCAUUACAAAGCAUCGACCCAUCUUGGUUUCACAAUCUGAAAUGGUUAACCCAGCUGUCUUUGAGAGCAAAUUCUAUCAAAAGGCUUCCUCCUCAGGCAUUCAAGCCGUUGAUAAGGCUUCGCAGGCUAGAUCUGAGCCGAAAUGCACUGACGUGUCUGUCACGGGAGACUUUGAACGGGCUACACAAACUAGAAGAGCUGGGAGUGAGUGGGAGUAGAUUGUUUGCUCUCGAUGAUUUUGCUCCAUCGGUAGUGAACUGGCGUCUUGAUUAUGGUUACACCCGCUAUACCGGCCAGACCUUUGCAGUUAGGGUUAACCAGGUGCUUUUCUGUAUCUCCAAAGGUCCUGAACUACAGGAAUAUCACGUCCACAUACACCAUAACAGCACCUUGCACCUACCUCAGCCUGAUGACAAUCAUAUCGGUCAGUGUAGAACAUUGAAAGGGAGGUUGACCGCAAUAAACCAGACAAAGUAUGACUUACCAUUUGUAGCCAUGUGGGUCAACACAGAAUCAGACAGACGCAUUUCAAACAUCACUCACAUGUGCACACGUGCCUGGAAAGAUGCCGGAGGCGUAAAGGUAGCCCUGGGGGGAGACACUACUCUGCAGAUUGUUCCCAUGGGUAUAGACAGGUCCCACCAACCCCAAACCGUUGCUGUAGUCGUGUCAGGUAUCAUGGAAGAUGAUAAGCACAGAAGCAUGUCGUCUGACGAUGGCCACGGCAAAAAUAUCAGCACCUUUGGUCAUGAAGAAAUGCUGAAUGUGACGUGUCAUGUCGACACCGUCCGGGGGGAGACACACCGACAUGUCUUCACCACGCCCUUGUCCAGCACCCCUGAUGGCACACAGUGUACAGAAAAGGUGAUCCCGGUCACAAGAAAAGCAACCACCAUCAUGACAACCGAGGUCCCCUUAAAUCAGACGAGCCCAGUCACAAAUCUACCUGUGACUGCGCGACCGGUAAAAGAGAAAAGCACAUGUACAUGUAAUGUAUGGCUCAUAUACAGCAUCACAUUGUCAGCUGUAGUAGGGGUUGAGCAUAUAGCGCUGCUAGUAGCGUUUGUAUAUAUCAUGAUAAAACGGCGCCGUUGUUCACAGUCAGGCGACCCACCUGCCCCUGCUGUCGCCUCCGUGAGUCGCUGGAUGCUAGGCGGGGCAGGCGGCCGUGUCGUCUCGGGCUCUGCGGCGGACUCGGCCACACAGACCGCUGCAGGCGAUGAGCCUCAGUACAGCGAGAUUCCCGACGACUUCUACAACCCUUGUUACAACUACGACAACGCACGGCCGAGGGUACAACCUCCUUACUCGGAGAUCCCAGAUGAGUACUACACUCAGUACUACAACACACGGCCUUGGGUAGAUCAUCCUUACUGGGAAAUUCCCGACGAGUACUACAACAACGAGAACAGACGGCGCCUCUCAUACCCCCUGACUCUCCGGGUGCCCGGUCAAGGCGAUGAUGCUGUGCCUUUCUACGCCGCUGUAGCUGAGGUGGCCCUUCCUCCAUCAACCCGGCUGGGCGGCAAACAUCCAUCCUACAGCACGGUCCCUCGUACCAGAUCAGUCCCACAGAUACACGCACGGCAGAGGAAGGCACACAUUAGAUCGUACGGCGCGCCUGUAGCGGGCAGGUACAGCGUCAGAGAUAUGGCUGCCAUUGGCAGAUACGGCAGAACACGAGGGGCCCUCAUGUCCAAAGCUUGCCUGUAUAAUAACCCCUCUGCUAAUCGUACCAUACAUUAGCAAACAGACAGCAGACAGAUCAGAGGUACCAGCCGCCAAACCCUCAAGGACACGCCCAAAUAUGUCAUCACCAGGCCCCAAGUCCCAUCAUUUCCAGAUCUAAAGCUGACAUCUUGGCUUAAAGUGUAAGACAGACCACAUACACAGUCCAAGAACCUGUAGCAUUGGCGUAUCUAAGCCGGUGAAAGUAAGGUUGGGGAGGGUUGGUAACACCAAAGACAGCUUAUGUUCUAUAUAAUGUAACGCUAGUUUAACUUGGUAACGCCAAAUACAGCUUCUGUUCUAUAAAAUGUAACGCUAGUUUACCUUUAUCCGCGGGGUAUCCUAACCUAUAUCCAUUGUAUUUAGAAUUUCCAGUCACUCAUAUUUUCAAAAUGAUGCAGUUUGAAACCACCGUCCACUGACUUAGCAUCCCUAAAUAUACCGUUUUUAGAUACAACGGAUAUAGGUUACCCCGCAGAUAAAUGUGAACUGGCAUUACCCACUGGUAAAUGGUUUAUGAUGUGACAACAGUCUGACCUCGAGGAAGAGACAAGCAAUCUAUUUCUGCUCCAGAGAAAGUUACAGAGCAAAUCAUCUUUCAUCCUCCAACACAUAAUUUUACAUGAAGGCCUUGAAUUUAGACCUGAAUUGUCCACAAAUUUUUGAGACCCCACCUAAUGCCACAUACCUGUGCCACAUAUACCUGUAUCUAUUGUGCCAUGCAUGUACCUCCACAUCAACUAAGGGAAGGCAGCUUGCCAUAUUUUUGGCCAUCUGAAAUAGUCUGCACGCACGCACACAGGCACAAAUGUAAACGCACACAUACACUCUCAUGCUAGCACGAACCGCGAACACAUGCGUCCGCUGUUACUCUUAACUAUUCCUACAAGACCCAUGAUAUACACAUCUUAGCUUGCGAGCAAAAACGGCUUUUGACUAUUGGCAACAUGUUUUUUUUCUGCAUUGUGUGCGCUGUAAUGAUUCUAACAGUUGUGACAUUCAGCGCUUAUAUGAAUCUUGUACCCAGGAAAAUUGUCGGGAUCGUUAGUUGGUAAGUUUUGGUGUAGAAAUUGUUGUCUUGUAACUUAAAGUCUGAAACAAAAAUGAUGUUUUUUUAGAGAAUAGGUUCAGUCAUUGUUUAGGUUGUAACGUUAAUGUUAAGUACAUUAGAAUUGUGAGUAAAAACAUCAGGAAAAAAAUCUUCAAGAUGAACUGUGUAAAACUGGAUCCAUUCAGUCUCCAGGGCAGUGAAUAAUCAGAAACGUGUACUGCAAUGCAUAUGAGAAAGAGGGUUAAGUUUAUUUAUUGUACAUUUUCAAGCGAGAUGGCUAGCAAAUUGUAUUUUUCAAAAACGCUGCUGUGCUCAGUACAAAGGGCCUUUCCAGAAACAGCCCGGGAAGGGGCAAAAGCAACAGAAGUAAUUUAUCAUCAUCAUUAUUAUUCAUCAAUCAUAACCACGGCCACAGCAUUGGAUCAUCCCUGCCUACCAGAAAUGGACAAUCCCUACUUUCCCGUGCAGAAUACACCAACAAGUCUUUACUUCUUUUGGCUCUGAAAGGUCUCACAUAUUUUGCAAAUAAUGAUGCUCAUUUGGUGGCGCUACCAAGAAAAGCCCAGUCGUGUUGUUUUCGCCUGUCAUACCAUUGGCUGUAUAAUUUAUGGUACAAACAAUGAUACCCAUUUGGCAGCGAGAUUUAUACCAGAAACGCCCAUUGUUUUUGUUGACUUUUCCUCAGAAAUUUGACAUAAAUUUCGAUCAUAAGGGACCAAGAGCCUGAAGAAAUCAAGUUGCUAGUUCUAGCAGCCCUUCCACCUCAAAUAGCGAUAGAUUAUUGUGUAUCUAGGAAGGAGACUGAGAAUACUAGUAUUACACUGUCAAUCUUGAAGAGUGUGACUAUAAUUUUGUGCCUGAACAACCAAUGAUGUAAUGGUGAUUUUUAUCACAUAUCAUAUGUUACCACAGGCAAGAAUACUAGUAUCAUUAAGUCUUGUUUAAGAGUGUGUCAUAACAUAACUGAUAACAUUAUAAUGUAAAUGGUGAUUUCCAUCAGAGAGGUAUGAUUGACAGAAGUCAGAAAGCAUCCCCGCCGCCAAUGUGCGCAGCUGCAUUGUAAUGACGCGUACUGCGUCAUGUCGGCUGCGCCCCCUGGUGGCGAGGGUGAAAGUUGCAGGAGGCAUGUAAAAUGAAAAUCGUUGAUACACUGUUAAAGUUUUGUGAAACCAUUCCCAUACUGACUGCAGACGACUUGCUUGUAGCUGGACUACCAAGCAUGUGAGAUGUAAA
Messenger RNA from Branchiostoma floridae (Florida lancelet), 4680 nucleotides. RefSeq lists its product as uncharacterized. The transcript has a single exon. Gene Ontology annotation, molecular function: protein binding. Gene Ontology annotation, cellular component: plasma membrane. NCBI's taxonomy places the organism in Eukaryota, Metazoa, Chordata, Leptocardii, Amphioxiformes, Branchiostomatidae. The coding region runs from base 78 to 2414 and encodes 778 amino acids. The record is from RefSeq and is a predicted model, not a curated record.